AUGAAGUACCUCCCUUCACUGACCGUUGCGUUCCUGUUGUUGGACAUGGCGCAUGCCGACUAUGCAAGCGACGCAGAGUCCGCGAUCAAGCUGCUCCAGGACAAAUGGUACAACAUAGAGACUGGCUUAUGGGAUGAUAUGUGGUGGCAAUCCGGCAAUAUCGUAGAGACCAUCGCCAAGUUCGGCAAGCAGGAUGAGGACUUCAAGCAAGCUGCAAUCGACAUUGUCUCAAACACAUACGAAAAGUCUCCAAACCAGAAGGGCUAUAGCAACUGGAAGAACGACUUUUACGACGACGAAGGCUGGUGGGCCAUGGGUUGGAUCGCCUCUUACGACCUGACCGGCGACCAGAGGUACCUCAACACCGCCAAAGACCUCUUCGAAGACAUGACGACCGGCUGGACCACGCCCUGCAAAGGCGGCCUCUGGUGGAACAAGCCCAAAGAAUCCAUUGCCGCUAUUUCUAACGAGCUCUUCCUCGCCGUCGGCGCGUCGCUUGCCAACCGUGUCCCUGCCUCUGAGAAAUCAGACUACCAAAACUGGGCACAGAUGGAAUGGGACUGGUUCUGGGAGUCCGGCGUCAUUAAUGGCGACGGUCUAGUCAAUGAUGGAAUCGACAAUAAAACGUGCCGAAAUGACGGCAAAACAACAUUCACAUACAACCAAGGUGUUGUCCUCGCCGGCCUCUCUGAGCUCGCGAGAGCGAAAAGCGAUGGCGAUCUGAUUCGCCACGCGAACGAACUCGCCAGCGCGAGCAUGAGUAGGCUGAGUGAUAAUGGUAUUCUGACGGAGCCAGUUAAGCACCCGCUUGAUCAGACAGCCGCUAUGUUCAAGGGCGCAUAUGUCAGGGGCCUGUCGGCGCUCAAUGAGAACGAGGGACAGCAGGCGUACACUGAUUUCUUGAAGAGGAAUGCUGAUUCGGCGCUUGCGAAUGCCAGGGAUGGUGAAGGUGUGUUCGGGGAUCGCUGGCAGGGGGGCGAUGGCAGUAGUGCAGCGAGUCAUGCGGCGGUGAUCGAUGUGUUAGUUGCUGCUGCGCAGGCGUCAACUUGA
Messenger RNA from Didymella exigua CBS 183.55, 1050 nucleotides. RefSeq names its product glycoside hydrolase family 76 protein. The transcript has 2 exons. The record is from RefSeq and is a predicted model, not a curated record. The coding region runs from base 1 to 1050 and encodes 349 amino acids. Lineage: Eukaryota; Fungi; Ascomycota; Dothideomycetes; Pleosporales; Didymellaceae. Gene Ontology annotation, biological process: carbohydrate metabolic process.